Molecule: messenger RNA, 905 nt
Organism: Notechis scutatus (mainland tiger snake)
Lineage: Eukaryota; Metazoa; Chordata; Lepidosauria; Squamata; Elapidae
Product: vomeronasal type-2 receptor 26-like
Biological process (GO): G protein-coupled receptor signaling pathway
Cellular component (GO): plasma membrane
Molecular function (GO): G protein-coupled receptor activity
Source: RefSeq, a predicted model, not a curated record
ACAUGCAGGAUUGUUCUGAAUGCCCAGAAGAACAAUAUCCAAGCAAGGACAAAGAUUCAUGUCUUCCCAAAAAAAUAUCUUUCUUAUCCUAUGAAGAACCAAUGGGGAUAACUUUAGUCAUUCUGGCACUUUCUCUUUCUUUUUGCACUUUUGGAGUGCUGGCAACAUUUUUGAAGUAUCACCAUACUCCCAUUGUCAAGGCCAAUAACCGAAAUCUCACUUAUGUUCUACUCAUCUCCCUCCUUCUCUGCUUCCUUUGCUCACUGCAGUUCCUUGUUGCACCUGGAAAUAUAAUAUGUCUCCUUCGACAAAUUAGCUUUGGCAUCAUCUUCUCAGUGGCCGUGUCUUCUGUGCUGGCAAAAACUAUCACUGUGGUUCUGGCUUUCAUGGCCACCAAGCCAGGAUCCAAGAUGAAGAAAUGGGUAGGAAGAGGCUUGGCCACAUCCAUUGUUCUUACUAGUUCCUUGAUUCAAGCAGGCAUCUGUGCUGUAUGGCUCAUCACAUUUCCCCCUUUCCCUGAAGUUGACAUUCAUUCAGAUUUUGAAGAAAUUGUACUGCAGUGCAAUGAAGGCUCAGCUACCAUGUUCUACUGUGUCCUAGGAUACAUGGGUUUUCUGGCAGCUGCCAGUUUCACAGUAGCUUUUUUCUCCAGGAAUCUCCCCAGCAGUUUCAAUGAGGCCAAAUGUCUCACAUUCAGCACUUUGAUCUUCUGCAGUGUGUGGCUCUCUUUUGUUCCUUCCUACCUGAGCACCAAAGGCAAAUACAUGGUGGCCGUGGAGGUUUUCUCCAUUUUGGCCUCAAGUGCUGGGUUUCUGAUCUGUAUAUAUUUCCCAAAAUGUUAUGUAAUCAUUGUUAGGCCAGAGUUAAAUAAAAGAGAACAACUUAUUAAAAGAAAAAAAUGUUAA